Molecule: messenger RNA, 12771 nt
Organism: Columba livia (rock pigeon)
Lineage: Eukaryota; Metazoa; Chordata; Aves; Columbiformes; Columbidae
Gene: DUSP16
Product: dual specificity phosphatase 16
Exons: 8
Coding region: 1095-3089 (664 amino acids)
Biological process (GO): protein dephosphorylation; negative regulation of MAPK cascade
Cellular component (GO): nucleus; cytoplasm
Molecular function (GO): protein tyrosine/threonine phosphatase activity; MAP kinase tyrosine phosphatase activity; MAP kinase tyrosine/serine/threonine phosphatase activity
Source: RefSeq, a predicted model, not a curated record
CCCCCCGGCUGAGUUCAUUCACUGGGAUUGGUUUCAAAUGACGCCAUCGCUUUAUUUUUACACCAAUGACCUCAUCCCAGCAGCUUGAAGUUUACUGACCAGCGAAACUCUUUUUCUGCCGCUCGCUCCCCUCCUUGUGCCUGCCUUGCUCUGCCCGUUUGUUUGUAAUCCUUUCAGUCCUUCUGGGAACCGAAGGCUUUAAAAAAGCUCAACAAAACAUAUUUAAAAAAAUACCCCCAACCCCAAAACUUUCUCCUUCCUCCUGAGGUUUUCAGUGUGUCCCACCUCCCCCCCAUGACUAUCCCCUUUUAAUUUUCUUAAGCCAUCUUGGGGAGGGGGGGGGGGAAGAGAAGGAGAGAGGGAAAAAAAAGCUUCAAAUGUUUCCUUUUUCUUCCCCUCUCCCCUCCCACCUUCACGCUUCUCCCUCUUAAAAACGAGCCGAAUAGAGUUUUCCUGUGAUUUUUUUUAAUUGGUGUUAUUUUUAUUAUUAUUAAGGAAUAAGGAAAAAGAGAAGCUUCCCCAGCAGCUGGAAGGAGACAAAGUUGUUUCAGGCGGCAGCGGCGAGGUUGGUGGCAACAACUUUUUAUCCCCGCCGAGGUGACAGACAGACAGACACACAGACGGGGAGGGGGGACGAAACAGUAUUUCCCUCUACUGGCCUUUGUAUGCGGACAACCCUCUGUCAUCCUGUUGAGCUCAUUUAAAGUUUUACUUAAAUGUAGGCUCUUAGUCCAGUCUAAAGCUGAUGGGUGGGAGCAAAGGUAAAGAAUGAUGUAAUGCGGCGGCAGCCAGAAAGCAUCUUUUGUUUGAAUUGUGAAAUGGCUACUCCAUAGUCAUCUCCCGAUGAAUCAGAUGUGAGGGGCUGCUUUGUGGAAGGGGACCCUUUGUAACGGCACAUCCACUGGAAGCAGGAGGGGACAUUUCGCUUGAAGAGCUCUUUCUGAAAAUGGGUUUAACUUUUCCUUUGCCAGUCACUACCAGCAUGACCUCAUACACUUCUAGUACAAUGGCGUGGCUAAGCCUUUGAGUACACAGCCAUUACAUCAUCGCAGCAAAUUGGAGAGGGAGGUGGUAAAAGAGGCCUUAUUGUUGUCAUGGCCGAUGAGAUGAUCAGGACUCAACUCAUUGUUGCCGAGAAGUUGGUGGCUUUGCUGGAGAGUGGUACGGAAAAAUUGCUGCUGAUUGAUAGCCGCCCCUUUGUGGAAUACAAUACGUCCCACAUUUUGGACGCCAUCAACAUCAACUGCUCCAAGCUUAUGAAGCGGAGGCUGCAGCAGGACAAAGUUUUGAUUACAGAGCUCAUUCAGCAUUCAGCAAAACACAAGAUUGAAAUUGACUGCAAGCAGGAAGUGGUGGUGUAUGACCAAAGCUCUAAAGAUGUGACCUCUCUCUCAUCCGACUGCUUUCUUACUGUGCUCCUGGGCAAACUGGAGAAGAACUUCAGCUCUGUGUAUCUGCUUUCAGGUGGAUUUGCUGAGUUCUCCAGCUCUUUCCCUGGCCUCUGUGAAGGAAAAUCCACUCUUGUCCCUACCUGCAUUUCUCAACCCUGCCUACCUGUCUCCAACAUUGGCCCAACCAGAAUCCUGCCUCAUCUCUAUCUUGGGUGUCAGCGGGAUGUCCUCAACAAGGAGCUGAUGCAGCAGAAUGAUAUUGGCUACGUACUCAACGCCAGCAACACUUGUCCAAAGCCCGAUUUUAUUCCGGAAUCCCAUUUCCUGAGAGUGCCUGUGAACGACAGCUUUUGUGAGAAAAUUUUGCCUUGGUUGGACAGAUCAGUUGAUUUUAUAGAAAAAGCAAAAGCGUCCAAUGGCUGCGUGUUAGUGCACUGUUUAGCUGGAAUAUCUCGCUCUGCCACGAUCGCUAUCGCAUAUAUCAUGAAGAGAAUGGAUAUGUCCUUAGAUGAAGCUUACAGAUUUGUGAAAGAAAAAAGGCCAACCAUUUCUCCCAACUUCAACUUCCUGGGCCAGCUUUUGGACUUUGAGAAAAAGAUCAAGAACCAGAGCGGGCAGCCUGGACAUAUCAGCAAGCUGAAACUCCUGCAUUUGGAAAAAAGCAGCGAGCACGUGCUGGUGCCAGAAGGAGGGCAGAGCAGCCUCUCCACGGGCCAGCUCUGCAUUACCGCUACCUCCGAGACGGUGGAGCAGAAGCCGACGGACUGCGGCAGCGCACCGCGCGGGCACUUGUCCCCCCCGGAAGAUGGCCCGCUGGUACAGGGCAUCAACGGGCUGCACGUCUCCCUCGACAAGGUGGAGGACAGCAACCGGCUGAAGCGCUCUUUUUCUUUGGAUAUCAAAUCCGUCUCCUACUCAGCAAGUAGCGCCUGCGUGACUGCCUCGGUUCAGGGCUUUGCCUCCUCUGAAGACACCCUGGAGUACUACAAACACACGACUGCUUUAGAGGGCGGCAGCAAGUUGUGUCAGUUCUCCCCUGUCCAGGAGGUCUCGGAGCAGACCCCAGAAACCAGCCCUGACCAAGAGGAGGCAAACCCUCCCAAGAAACCCCAGAACACCUGGCAGCUGGAGAGCCAGAGCAAACGGCAGCACCUGGGGAGAGCCAGCGGCGGUGCCACCACGCAGCGGUCGCUCCUGUACCCCCUCCACCGGAGCGGGAGCAUGGAAGACAACUACCGAACAAACUUCUUGUUUGGUCUCUCCACCAGCCAGCAGCACUUGGCGAAGUCUGCGGCCGGGCUGGGCCUCAAAGGCUGGCACUCGGACAUCUUGGCCCCUCAGACCUCGGCCACGUCGCUCACCAACAGCUGGUACUUCGCAGCCGAGUCCUCGCGUUUCUACUCGGCCUCCGCCGUCUACGGGAGCGGCGCCGCCUACUCGGCCUACAGCUGCAGCCAGCUGCCCACGGGCUGCGACCCGGCCUGCGCCGUGCGCAGGAGGCACAAGCAGGGCGACCGGGGCGACUCCAGGCGCAGCUGGCACGAGGAGAGCUCCUUCGAAAAGCAGUUCAAGCGCAGGAGCUGCCAGAUGGAGUUUGGGGAGAGCAUCAUGUCGGACAACAGGUCCAGAGAAGAACUGGGGAAAGUAGGCAGCCAGUCAAGCUUUUCGGGCAGCAUGGAAAUCAUUGAGGUGUCUUGAGGGGGGCGGCGGGUUUGUGUGACUGUGUGGGAGUUGCGUCCCCCCUCCAGGCCGCUCCCCCGGCGUUGGAGGAGGUCCCUGUAAAUCUGAAAAGAACAAACUUUGUGCAAAAACGGUGGUGGUGGGGGAGGGAAGAAACGCAAGGCUUCAGUGUGAACGCAGCGACUGGAUGAAUAUGGCGAAGAAACAGCGAGUGAGUGUUUGCCUGAGGAGACCGUGUCUCAGUGGGUUUUUCUCUUCCCCUUUGCUGGAGAAGGGCAGAACAUUGCAAAGGUCUUUCCCUGAUAGAGGAAGCAAUGAUACGCAAUGGAUUGCACAUCCUUUCAGUGGUUUUUGAAAAGGAGGAGCUCUCUCGCUAUCAAACCCUUUCUCUGGUUCCACUGACAGGCGCUCCUGCCCAUCAGAGCUAGUUUUGUUCUCCCCUUCUCCUGCCCCACAGCUUCACCAGUGCACCUUAGCCCUGACACUGAGCCAACCUCGGGAGGGAGACCUUUUUCCCCUGAGAAAGGAGACCGGGAGCGAUUCCAAAGGCCGUAGGGACUGGUUACAGCAAGGCCGGUCUGAAGACACGGUUCAGACACGUGUAAAUACUGGUGUAACUAUUGUUCUAAUGGGUAGGCUUUAGGUGAUAUGCUAGAGAGCUGCUUCAGAGAAAAAAAACGCAGUACCUCAAAAAUAUAAAAAAUAAACUAGGGCUUUAUGGCUGCCAGGUGCUGGUAGUCAGUUCAUAAGCAAUGUGAACAAGUAACAACUAGCCACAUUUGAUUUAUUAAUUUUUUUUUUUUAAAGCUGUCUACGCACAAGUGUUUCAGUUGGCUCAGCAGCAGUAUGUAAAAGAGACGAAUGAACUGUACUUAUGACUGUUUUCCCCCGGUCUUUUGAAACGUAAAAUAAUAAGCAGCAUUUGUAUUUUUUUAUAUGAAGCUGGCUUCUGGGAGAGGGGUAGCUACUUUGGCUUCUAAGCUAUAACAAAGUGGUUAAUAGUUAAGGUAACGUGCAAGAGAAGUGGCUGCUACAAUACCGCAACAUCCCCUUCUUGCCAACUGACAAUUCAAUAGAUAGCUCUUGAAGGCUUCUUUUUGUUUGGUUUUUAUAAAGCUAAAAGUGAGGUUUUGUCCUGAACUGAGCAGUACCAUUAAGGAACCUGUGGUGUAGGAGCAAUUCAGGUGGCUGGGUUUUUUCCAUACCAACAUCCCCACUCAGACUGUGGGGACCUGGAGGUAGAAGCUUCUUAUUAGGUUUGCUGGCUGAAGUCUGCGCUGGCUGUCCAAGGAGAACAGAAGGGGGAACCUCCAGCCUCCCGUCUCAGUGUGCAUGUGAAAGAUAGGGAGUUUGAGAAGAGACAGCUUUAGGGGAAAGCCUGCUCACCUCCCACACUCAUGGUUCAUAAGGACCCUGAUCUGGCCAUUGUCCUCUGUGCCAGCCUGUCCCAUUGUUUCCCAGCCUGCUGGUGGGUGACCUGGCUGCAGACACAUCCCCCUGUGCUGCUGCUGGCCGGUACCGAGUCCUCACCCCUCUCAGGAACACACCAACUUGAGGAGGUGUCGCUGCCCCGCUGCAGUGACGGGGAGCUCAGGCACAGCCCUUCUUGUGGGGGUCGUGACCACAAACCAGCUGCUUCCCCUCCUGCGCUACCUCGGCUGCCGCUGCUCCAAGGGUUUUGUGCGCAUGUCGCUGUGAGAGGUUUGUGGCCAGCGGGGAGCACAGCAUAAAGCUCCAGCCUUUCUGCACCCACAGGAGAUGUGCAUGCCUUAUCCCGUCUUCCCCCGUGCCCCUCGGAACAUGCACAUCAGGGAGGACUAUGCUGUUUCGUCCCGUUUCAGUGCAGGCAGCUGAAAAUUGUAAAUGGCAUGUAACAAACAGCUUUAAAAAAAAAAAAAAAAAAUUAAAUUUGUCAGCAGCAAACUGAAGCCCUAAUGCAAGUCAGCAGCUUGCGUUUUGUUUUUACUGUAAGUUUAGCUAGUUUGUGACUCAAAUCUCAGGUUUUACUGUACUGAAAAGCAGAGAAGAUUUUGUCAUUGUUUUGUUUCGUGGCUAGGCUGUGACUUUUAAUUUCCUACAGCGGACUGUCGAAAAUAGCACUGAAAGCUACAGCGUUGAUUGACUUGAUCCUAAAAAAAGUGCAAAAGACACAGAGAGAGGCAGCACCAGGAGUAACUGAACCCAGAGGCCGUGUUUGUGCUGUGUGUGUGUGAGAUGCUGGAAGAAGGGGCAGCCUGGGCAGGGGACAGGUUGACACCACACUGGAAAGCAUGUCAGGUCUUGGCUAUUCAUUCAACACACUGCCACUUGUCUCUGUUUACAUAUCAAGUGAAAGUGAUUACAUUACAACUAUUUUCGGCAUAUAUACACCCUCUUGUGUGUGUAUAUGUGUAUGUAAACGAUUUAACAGUGCUCCUCAGCCAGAUUUCAGUAAAAGCCCCAUGUCUUUGAUUUAAAUCAGUUAAUGGGGGUUAACACAAAUCAGUCCUGCCCUUUGUGCUCCUUCACAUGUGCAUAUUCUCCCUUCUUUGUAUGCUUACAAAUACAUAUAUUAAGUUGUGUUUGGUUAAUCACCUUCUGAGGAACUGAAAUCUGGUCUUCUGACUCCUUGUGAUUUGCAAUACACUAUCACCACUGAAUGAAUCAAAGCUGUAGGCUCAGUAUUUUUAGGGGAUAAGUUCCUGUAGGAGGAAGCCUUAACCCCAACUCCUGUGCAGGGUGGUGUCCUGUGUCCCAUACCUGAACAAUGCUGGAAAUGGUCUGUAGAAGUCUGGAAAGCAAAGUGGAGGAUGCAAGAGGGGAAAUGUGUACAUGUUCAAUAUGAAUAUAAUGUCCUUUGGUGUAUGGCAAGCUGUUUUAAGUGGUUCAGAGAGAUGCGAGUUUCUCAUCGUGUUGUGUCAUGAGCAUUACCUGUAUGUUAUGAUGAAAUAAAAUCAGAAAUGGUACCUGUUUAUAUAGAACAGCUGAGGGAGGAGCCUGUGUGCCUCUGGCUAUGGAGUGUGCGUUAUCUGCCAGCACCCAGGACUAGCAGGGAGCUCGUCCUUAUCCUGUGCGGCCCUCGCGGAUGCGUGCCUCUUAAUGAAUGACACAGAUUGCCACAAGCAGCAUUGACUUUACAGCACCAGAAAGAGUUUCUGCCCCUCACCUGUUCACCCCAGCUCUUCUGCUCCCUCGAACAGCAGCAGUGGCACUUGCCUGCAUUAACAACUGACAGUGGCUAACGCUGCUGUGAGUAAAAUAUUCCCAAGCUGGCUGUGCUAGUCUUUCUGAAGCAAGUAUUUCAAACUGAUUACCUGGGAUGAACCCCAUGUUUUUUUCUUGCCUCCCAUACGUCUUAUUUGAAGAAGAAUUUUAUUACUUGUUUAAAUACUUGUUUUGACUGAUUCUGCCAGUCCUGAGGCAGUCAGAGUGACUUCGGAUUGCUGAGCGUGGGGUAUGCCCCUCACUGAUCCUUCAGAGAACAGCUUAGACAGAUGUAGCAUAUAUUAAAAUUAAAUCAUGCAGCAGAAUAUGGCUGCUACAGUUAUAUCCUUAGCUGGCAAGCGUAGUAACGGUGUCUUCAAACUCAGAUGCAGCAACAGAAGCAUUUUUUUUAAGAUAACUUCAAAGCAUAAUUCCAGAAAGGGAAAUGCAGAAUCUUUGGCUGUUUUAGAAGGGACCGUGUCAUCAGCCAGAGCCCAAGUAACAACCUGCCUGAGCUUCUGUGCUUGCUUUCUACAAACAAGAUGUAACAGCUCUUACAUAGAAGGUUUAGCUUCCCUUGCACAGUAAAACAAGAACCAUGCUCAAUAGUAGACCUAAAUGGCAUUGGCUUGUUAUCCUGCAAAACAGGUUCACUUGACAGUCUUUUAAGAUUUACCUGCUCUAGUUUUCCUCAGACUUGCUCUGUUUGUUCCCUCGAGUUCUGGUUUUUGAAGCAUGCACUUUGGCUUUCAGCACUCCUCGUUUUGCUUGCUUUGCAGGACGUACUCUGCUCUUGUUCCUCCAUCCCUCUACUCUUGCCCCUGCCAGUAGACAGCUCUGUGAAGAGACAGCCUAACCCCAUCUCUAGUUAAAACCCAAGAGGCAACUGAAACGUCUCACACAUGUCAUCAACAUGUAAUUUUCAUUUCAUUGACUGGCAUUACUGGGAAGGGGUCCCGGAGGUCACUAGGCUCUUGAUUAAACCAUCCCAGUUAAACUCCUAAAGUGAAGCGGACUGAAAACAGGGCAAACCUCCCCCCAGCAUGGAGCAGGUAGCCCAACUUUUGAGGAGGCAGUGAGUAAGAGAGAGAGUAGAAACGUGGUCAUUACAUGAGCCGCUGUUUUUACUAACUAUAUGUUCAUCAGCUAGCUGCUGACUCACAGCCCAAGUUUUAAGUUGAUUUCCAUGAGCAAGUGGUUUCAAAAGUCCAGAACAGUGGCCUGGCACUUCUCCCGGGGACAACACAGGAGUCCCAAUAAGGCUGUGAGUACCCCUGUUUAUAUCUGAAAUUGGUGACAUUUAGCCAAACUCAACCUACCUAGACAUUUUAAUUAGAUAGCCAUACCCUCACUGAGCACCUCUAGCUAGCCUGUAACUUCAAGUUUCCGAGAUAAAAGUAGAGUUAUUCUAGUACUUUUAGACAUUAUAGCAUUAUAAUACAAUACCACUAUUAUACAUAGAAAACCACGACUGGGAAUUCCAGUAGAAGAACAGUGUUCAUAAUAUAUCAGUGUAGCCUGGCAACUGGCCUUUCCAUUUGAACCAGGCCCACAGGAGAACUUCUUGGCCCUUGGGCCCAAAUGUUUGCUCUGAGGCAAACUGAAGUGCUUCUGCAGCAAAGCCUUGGGCUAUUCUACACGACAAGAAUUUUAAUGAGAGCCUCUAGAAAUAGAAAAGGGAGCUAUUUGUGGCCUGCAACACUCCGCCCUCUGGGGAGGGACGGCUUUCCUAGCAUGUAGAAUGCUGCAAACCACGCAUCUGGGGAACAGCCCUGCUGGAAGGGGUCACUCCCUUCCAGGUGUGAAUCUCAGCUGCUGCGUACGGGGACCCUCACCGAUCACCACUGAUGUGCAAAACCAAAGUGUCUUGUACAGAUCGCAGGCAGCGAUGAGGCUGGGGCAUCAGAUCACUUUAAAAACAACAAAACCGCACAAAGCCCACACACCUGCCUCUCUCUUUUGCAGCACCUCCUGUGCAGCAGGUGACAGCCCAUCGCUGCUUUGCUUUCGCAGUGCCAGGAGAACAGCGUGCUGCUGCAGGUAUGUUCACUUCUUCUCCUCUAAACCAUUUUUCUAAGUUCGUUAGAACAACCGGUUUCCUGCAGGGAAGAGCUCGAUCACGGACUGUUCUCAAAGCCGGGCUUCCCUCAGCAAGUAGCGAACUGCUCUUAUAGCUCUUAUACUCAUUUUUUUAAAAAGCAAAGUUUUGCUAUCCAACCUUUAACAACACUUGUGACAUUCCACUGAGCCUCCAUUAUUGCUGUGCUUCUUGGUAGCUCAGCCUGCAUCAGAAUUAAAAGAACAGAAUCAAAUGCUCCAUUUGAACUACAGUGGUAACACCCCCAGCAAGUUAUUGCCAAAAUCUAGAGCCAUCCUCAUGUAUUUCCGCAGUUGAGUUACAGUCUUAAGAGUAGGCCAUUGUAUUUCGUUACCUCCACAACUUCCCCAUGAAGUCUGUUAAAAUACAAAGCUUUUAAAAAGACAAAAGGGUUAUUUUGCACAGCUGACAUUAAGAAUCACCCUUUGAAUGCUCCUCUUCUCCCUCACCUUAGGAGGAUGAGCUCUGUUGAUGCUGUGGGUGUGCUGAGCACAGCCCUCACCACCUCAGACCUGCUGUGGCUUUGGGGACCACUUGGUGAGCUGUUCUCUCUGCAUCCUUGCUGAACAUCGGGCUGUCCCGUGCAGGCUCACAUUAUAAAGAAGUUAAAACCUAAAUGUGGCAGCUGAAAACAAGCCAACAGGUCCCAGAGAAGUAGCCCAGACCAGCUGGUAUGAGGCUGAAGUUUGGCUGAAAGUCCCAUUCAGUGAUGUGUGAAGAAUCAGCAGAGGAGAUGAGCCUCCGGCAGGGAAGGGGCCACCCCAAAAGCCAAGCUGCCCAGGGAUGCCCACCUCUAGUUCCUUCUGCCAUCUGGCAAAGAACUGACGUAAAGCAUCUGCCUCUUUCUGACAGGGAGAUAAAUGUGAGGGGAAAAAAAAUAAAUGAAAAGUACUUUUCUACUCAUGUUUAGUCUUCCCACUGAAUCUUAGGAAAGCUGUUGGGUGCACACAAGGUGCAACUGCCCUAAUAAAACAGGCAGAGAGUGGCUCACACCACCGGUGCUUUGCACAGAGAAGUUGCCAUCUUACACAAGUAUCAGAGUCCAUCAGUCCCAGAUCCUCUUCUUUACCUCCACGAGGCUACCGGUACAGAAAACAUAGGCAGACAGCUCAACUACAGUCUCAACCCGCUGCCGGCGAGUCACGAGCAUCGCUGCGCACAUCAUUUAUUUAAAAUGGACAUCAGUGCCAACCGCAAUUGGGACAGCAUCCCAAAAACCCAACAUUUGUUUUCAUUCCUUGCAGCCCCGGGACAGCUGAAACCGGCCAUUUCCACAGCACAAAAGUGGGUUGACUGCAGCUCUGUAGCAAGCAGUAAAGCUAAGAUAGGGCUUUCCACGCUGAAGUGUGCACACUGUCCACAGACACCACAGCGAGAAGCGGUGCGGUGCGCUGCAAACGAAGGAUGAGCAAGGCAGUCAGAGAAACACCACACUUGGAAAAGAGCGAUACCAAACGUUUUAAUGCUGGAGCUGUAGGACACGUAGGCAGCUGAAAGCAGAGCAAGUCUGCAACAGGAUAAUAACCCGUGAACCAAGGUGCGCCCAGCCACAAGGCUGGUAAUCAAAACACACUCUGGGACGUUAACAAUAGUACCUCAGGAAACCACUGACACUGAGUCUGAUAGAAAGGGGCUGCUCGUGCUAUGAUUGAGCCUGUGAAAAUGCAUAUCUCUACUCUUUCUGUGUAAAAGUUUAGAGGAGGGGAAAAUACACUUUAAAUAUUUAAAUAUAUUUAAUUCAAAAUACAUAUAUUUUUAAAACCAAAAGACUCAGUUCUGUCCCCUUCACAGAAAUUGCCUUGAAGAUAGGUUGGCACUUCACCACUUUGUCAACGCAUUAAAUUACAGAAACAACAAAGCAAACCUCUUCUGCCUGUGUAGCACAUGGACCCAGCACAGUGUGCGACAAGCACCAGCGGCAGCACGAAGGGUGGGUUGCAACAGCAGAGUCAGGGGAAGAACCAGAGCAGGUCAGGCCAGCAGGGAACCACAGACCCAGAGACUCACCUGGUUCUCCAGCUUUUGAGGAGAUUUCGUAUCAAGCAGCUUAGCCCGCACCCCAGAGCACACACCAGCUUUGUAUCAGCUCGGAAAGCAGAAAAGGGCAGAAAUGCUUCUUUUCAGUGGAGCACACCAGAUUUUCUCUGUUCAUACCAGUAACUUUGUGGUAGAUGUAACGGCUGGUACUUUCUUGAGAGAUACCUGAGGUCUUCUCCAACAGCAUUUGGCUUGGAAAAAGAAAUUCGUAAGCAGAAAGGUAAUUCCAGUUACAUCGUUAAUCUGCUAAACAGCAUGAAAGGGAGUAAAGCAACAGUCUCACCUUGAGCACCACCUGCAUCCGAGAUGAAGCUAAAAGCAGCACACAGAGCAAAGCAAAUGAGGUGCAGCCAAGCAACAAACAGCAGCUCAAGAAGAUGUGCCAGGACAUGUCUUGUCCUCAAUGAGAGGUCCAAACAGUUAAUGAAGCCAGUAACAAUCUUUUAAAUAAAACUGUAAACCAUUGUUUGAGAACAGUUAGAGGGUGCACGGUAUCUUACAGUACCCAUACAAGACUUUAUCCCCUGUGGAACGGAGGAGAUGACCUGCGUGCUUUGGAAGAGGUCAGCCUUCACAUUUCAGCUCUGAUUUCUUUCUAGUUAAGCGUUUAACGUUUUUCACAACUCACCCUUGCUGCUCAGAAAGUUCUACCUGGGAGGCACUUAAAUGCCAGUGUUCACAGGAACAAGCAUUUUCUCCCAUUAUCAGCUCAAAGUCUAGGUGUUUUACUGCAAAUAAGGAAGGAACUGACUUGCAGCCCUUGCUCCUGCAGCUCUUGGAUAGGAAUACUAUUCACUUGCCUUCAUUAGCACCGCAAGGGGCAAUGCUUUGAUCUGAUACUUAAUAGCAUGAGGCCAAAUGUCUAGAAGCUUUAGAGGAGAGAGCAUCUGCAGCCUAGCCCCCGCCUCAAGAUCUAAUAUCGGGAUCUUCCCACUGGUAUAGGCUUCCAGCACGCCAGGGUGUGGGAUAGCCAUGAUCCCGCCUGGCAGACGGCUGAAUGUCGCACAUUCUAAACUUCCAGACAGCAUCAUCUGGACAAGGAGGACAAAAACGCCUGCAGCCACUAUUUAAAGAUGCUGAAUAUUCCGGUGAGUCUGAUGGUGAGAGACAGAGACAUAUUCAGUCAUGGACAAUGAAGACCCUCAUGGGCAUGGCCAUGACAAGCAGGUUUCCAUGGGCUGGUAAGUCUCAUGUGAGCUUUUUACAAACUAAGUGUAAAAUACUACAGGAUGUAUAAGCAAGGAUGGAAGCUUAAUGUUACAUCCUGUGCAACAUACAGCAUGUGCCUAUGUAUCUACAACUAUGUCACAACUCCGGGGUGGCAGACAACAAGGCCCACUCUACUGCCUUUACUAGAAAAUAUCCUGCUGAAUUUCUUGUUGUCUCUCAAACAGUCAGAUGCUCUUCCCAGGCCAUUAUUCCACGGGGCUUCAUUUCUACAGAACUUUGCUUUCAGACAAUGCACAGUGGGCCCUGGGCUCCAAACACCACUAUGGUUCAGAUACACAUCUAAGUUGGCUGCAGUCUGCAUCACAAUAAUUCACUCUAGGCUGCAUGGCCUUUGGGAACACAACAAGAGGGCAGCCUGUUGCUUCCUGCCACCAGGCAGCAAUUAAUACCAUCAAAAACCUACCACGGACCUACUCCCAAAUGCUUAGAGAACAUCUUUUGCUGAUUAAGUACUCUGAAGUACUACGAGGUACUGAAGCAAGGCGCCUUUGGUAGGUCACCCAGCCUUGUGCUGUGCUGGAAAAUAGGUUGUCACACAGACUCUCUCAAAGACAGCACUGGAAUUGCACUCCUGAUGUACAAAAACCUUUGGGGUUCAUGGGAUCACUUCAGCUUCCUCGCCAGCAACAGCAUCCUGGAAAGCAUCCUGGAACUAACGUAACACACCCAACGCUACCCCUGACUCCUAACUUUUAGUUUCACACCCCUUCUGCUGCGGACAAGAGCUGCCAUGGAGACAAUGGAGACACAGGCUGUUAAACCCUAUUUCUAGAUCCAUAAAUAUUGUUACAGCAGUGUGUAAAGUAUCGCGCCCCUGUAUCAUUUUAUACAGGGACAAACCAAAGCAACUUGCCUGCGGCCAGCAGACCAAACAACUUGUCAACCAGUCUCCUGUGGGCCAGCCCAGUGCCCGGGCAGUACGGACACACUUUGGAGCAGCUCACCAAGCGCGGUCCCAAAAGGCCAUGUGGUUUCAGUCAUUAAACACCGUGUUCAGUGUGACGGCAGCUGAGCCGCUGCAAAGACCCAAAGGACUUCUUGUGUCUCCACCCUCCAACUCCAUACACUUGAAGGUAAAGAAGCCACUGCAUCCCUCUAGUAGAAAAGACAGCACCACGAUAACUGGAGUGUCCCAAUUAACAAAAAAAAAUA